AUGGCUUCUCGGUCGACUCCGUUCCCCAUUGAAAACAUCCCCUUUGGGGUCAUUUCCACUCGCGAAAAUCCUACUCCCCGCUGUGCGACAGCACUUCACAACGAUGCGGUCGACCUCAGCGCCCUGGAAAAGGAUGGCUUUUUUGACUCUAUAUCGGGUUUUGAUGAAGGAGCGAUAUUUUCGAAGUGCUCUGAAAUUUUUGGUCUACCAGGUUCGCCCAAUUGGCAUGUUAUCCCAAGCGUAUAUAACGGACGUACUUCCAGUCUCAAUGUUUCCACUACCCUGACUCGCCCACAUGGCGUUAUAAAGGAUGAAGCCGGUGGUCUCUCAUUCACACCUACCAAAAAGUUGGACUUUGAGCUUGAAAUGGGAGUUUUCAUCUCUCACCCUCUGAAACCUGGCCAAAUUUUGGAUAUCCAAGCUGUGAAAGAUCACAUAUUCGGGUUUGUGAUUCUGAAUGACUGGUCAGCGCGUGAUAUCCAGGGCUUUGAGAUGGCGCCUCUCGGUCCGUUCCAUAGUAAAGGGUUUAGCACAACCAUCUCACCGUGGAUUAUCACUAUGGAUGCCCUUGAAUCUGUCCAGAGUCCGGUCAUGGUCCACCAGGAUCCAGCUCCCUUGCCGCAUUUAGCAUGGAAAGGUAAUGAGAAUGAGGCAACUUUUGAUAUUGAUCUAAGUGCCCGUAUAAUUAGGGGUGGGAAUACUUACAAUGUCACAUCGACAAACCUGAACGAGCUGUACUGGACCCCGUAUCAACAGGCAACUCACCUUACAAGUGCGGGCGAGGGUCUCAGUACAGGCGAUAUCUUCGGAACGGGAACCAUCUCGAGUGCGCGUACGGACUCAAAUGGGGAGAAGACGGGCUUGGCGUGUCUUGUCGAGCGGUCGCUUCCACGGACUUCGCUGUCUGCUUUGAAAGAGAAUGGAAUCGUAUUCUUUGAAGAUGGCGAUGAGCUCAUAAUGGAGGGAUGGUGUGUCAACAAGACAAAUGGGGUGAGGUUUGGGUUUGGCCAAUGCCGGGGCACUGUCGCCCCAGCCGUGAAAUUGGGUCAUUAA
Penicillium pulvis is the source of this 1053-nucleotide messenger RNA. RefSeq lists its product as uncharacterized. The record is from RefSeq and is a predicted model, not a curated record. Gene Ontology annotation, molecular function: fumarylacetoacetase activity. The transcript has 4 exons. NCBI's taxonomy places the organism in Eukaryota, Fungi, Ascomycota, Eurotiomycetes, Eurotiales, Aspergillaceae. Gene Ontology annotation, biological process: L-phenylalanine catabolic process; homogentisate catabolic process; L-tyrosine catabolic process. The coding region runs from base 1 to 1053 and encodes 350 amino acids.